CGACGGACACCUGUAAGCACGCAGACUCCCUGCCGAGCCGGACGCACGGUGCACGAGAAAGUUCGCCGAAAUCGUCGCAGAUCCUGAAGGAUCCUGAGGCGUACUGUCGAUGCGUUUUUCACUCGCGAUUUCAACGAAAGUGAUGCCUAGUGUUUGUGCGCGUGUUUUACAUGCGGCCUCUCGUCUCAUCUUUUAAUUAAUUGUCAAUCACGUUAUUCAAAAGAAAGAAAGUCUCAUAUUUGAAAAUAAUUUGAUCAGUGAAAUUAUUGAAAUUGUUAGAUAUUAAACAUGUUAAUCAUUCAAACCAUAAAUCAUUCAUAUAUAGUUUGAUCACGGGAAUUAAUAAUUUUGGCUUCUUUUAAUAAUUUUGACUUUUAAAAAGUGUAUUCAGUAAUGAUUAAGGAUUUCAUCGAUAAAUAAAUUUAAAAUUCGGAUCAACGAUCUCAAGGAUACUCUGAAGGAGAUAAAAAAGGAACUUUUUAAAAUGCAUUAAAGAUAAUUCUUUUCGAAGCCUUCAUUUUUCUCACAAAGAAAAGAAAAUUCUUAAUAGCGAUAAAUUAAAUGAUGAAGAACGUGAUGAAGAGAUCUCAAAUCUUGAAACGAUUUAUGCAACAUCGAGGGAUGGCUGAUGGUCUUUGAAGAAUAAAAAUCGCAAAUAAAAAUCGUCUUCGCGGUAUUCCGUUAACUUUUUAGAAUGUGAAACGGGAAAAAAUGCAAAUAAAGAAGCUAAGCGGUGCUAAAGUCUGGCUUCUGCUGCUCGUGUUGGUGGUUCAAGAUGGCAGAUGUAUAAAAUGGCUCGGCCUCGGUCACACCAACACGCAGGACAUGUGGACCAGAGAGGCGUGCACCAGUGCAAAGAGCGUGGGUCUGCUGGAAAGAAAGCAAGCAAGAGCCUGCAGGGCUACGCCGGAUGUGAUGCCCAGUUUAGUGCAAGCUGCCAAAGACACAUCUAUAGUAUGCCAACAGGCAUUCCGACAUCGCAGAUGGAAUUGUAGCAGCAUCGAACGCGCACCUGACUACACUCCCGAAUUGCUUACAGGAACGAGGGAGCAAGCUUUUGUUUAUGCGAUGUCGGCUGCUGCUGCAGUCUGGCGACUUGCACGAGGAUGCGCUUUAGGGAGUUUGGCGGCUUGUUCCUGCGCGACUCCACCACGAAAAGAGCCACCUUCACCCUCGGCACUUAUGUCGCCCUCGUCUUUCACUACCAUGUCCGUCUCCUUCGACACGUUAUCCAUAAAGAAUUCUUUUAAAUGGGGCGGCUGUGGAGACGAUGUGAGAUCUGCCUCGAGGAUAGCAAAGCGGUUUCUUCAGGGCGCGGCGCCGCUCGGCACCGGCGCAACCGCCAAGUUUAUGCACGCUAUUAAUAUGCAUAACAACAGGGCGGGUCGAAGGGCGGUCGAGCAAUCCUUGACUCUGGAGUGCAAGUGCCACGGGGUGUCGGGAUCCUGCAGCGUGCGUACCUGUUGGCGCGGUCUGGGCGCAUCGGGACCAUCCGCCGCCGGAAGUCGUUUGCUUCACAGAUACGCUACCGCGGCUGAGGUCAGACCGAAAGGGUCCGGCGGCAGACUACCUCCUUUAUAUCAUCACGACAGUCUACUAUACACCACUAAAAGUCCGGAUUACUGUCUACCGGAUAAGAAGAGGGGCAGCCUCGGCACGAUCGGCAGACAAUGUAAUGGCAGUAGUUCUGGUUACGAGGGCUGCGAAUACCUUUGCUGCGGACGCGGUCACGUUACCAGGACCGAGAACAUCCUGGAGAGAUGCGACUGCAAAUACAUCAGUUGCUGUUAUGUGAGAUGCAAGACGUGCAGACGGGUCAUACAAACGUACGAAUGUAAUUAAAUAUGCGAAUCUGGGACAAUUAAUAUGUACGAGCGGGAUGAAUGCAGCCUUAAUCCACUCGAAGAAGGAAGCACCGAAGGGCUAACGACGGAAUUAGAUCUACAUACGUGCGCGUCACAUGUAACGAUCCAUUCAAUUUAUAUAAAUUAUAUAAACCAAGACCAAAUCAAUUCUAUGAGAUGCGCGAGGAUGUGAAAGUUGCAUCUCGAGUGAGAUUUGCACAUUCGGCGGCAAGUGAAAACCUGAUUUUGCGAGCGAAAAAGAAAAAUGCGACGUUAAUUUAGGCGAUAAAUUAUUUAUCGUGAAUAUAUAACUCAGUACGUAAUAGAGGAGUUAUUUAUAUCAUGCUAUAUUUGCUAUUUAUUCAAUGUAUGUGCGUGUGCAUGCGUAUAUGUGUGUGUGUGUGUGUGUAUGUGUAUCGUGGAAAUUUUAUGUUUGUCUGCACCGCGAAUGAUGAUAAUUUGUUUGCCUCUCGAUAAUCGCGGAAUUAAUGUAAAUUGCGUUACGAAGGGAUCGUCAUAGUCGUCGACAUUUCACGACUUUAAACGUAGAUCAAUGCAAUGUAUGUACAUAGAAUGCUCAAAUUCAAUGUAACCUACAUUCUGCAAUAUAACUUACUUAGAAAUGACAUCUCAAUCUUAUUCAAUCGUUUCCCGCCAAACGAAAAUAAUUUACAUAGCUUGCACGAUGGAAUUUACAAUUUGACACUGUUUAAUUAGAUACACGAUAAGAUUCAAUUUUCAUAGUGGAGAUUUAUGCGUGAAUAUAAAUUAAUCAACAAUAUAUAUAUCGGAUCAGAUCGGUUUAUCGCCGGAAAUAA
Messenger RNA from Camponotus floridanus (Florida carpenter ant), 2662 nucleotides. RefSeq names its product protein Wnt-11b-1. NCBI's taxonomy places the organism in Eukaryota, Metazoa, Arthropoda, Insecta, Hymenoptera, Formicidae. The record is from RefSeq and is a predicted model, not a curated record. The coding region runs from base 712 to 1842 and encodes 376 amino acids. Gene Ontology annotation, cellular component: extracellular region. Gene Ontology annotation, biological process: neuron differentiation; canonical Wnt signaling pathway; multicellular organism development. The transcript has 6 exons. Gene Ontology annotation, molecular function: cytokine activity; frizzled binding.